UGAUUUGCGAGAUUGACUCUUCAUGGCUGACGCUUUUGUCAAGCACAAAAUACACAAUAAUAUGUCUAUAGAGUGUGAUGACAACGAAAUGAAUAAGGAAAAGGAGUUAGGGUUGUAUAAUUUGGAUAAUAGUCAUACUUGGCUCAAUAUGAAUGCUCCUGUGAGUCAUGGAAAUAUGUCAAACUUCCCUCCAGCUAUGAGACAAAUAAGAAAUAUCGCAGGGAAGCCAGCAAUAUUGGCUCUUUCCGCAUUUUCAUGUGGAGCUUGCUUUCUUGGAGUAGUCAAUGUUGGUUUGAUAUCUGCUGAUUUGCUUCCAACUGUAGCUCCACCAGCUUUCUUUUAUAGCGGCUUUUGUAUGAUUAUGGCAGGUGCAUUGGCUUUUCUCAACAAUGAUAAUUUUACUGGAGUGACAUCUUCCUCAUAUGGUGCCUUUUAUUUGUCAUUUGGUGCCUAUAUGGUAUUCAACUUUGAAAAAUUCUUUGGAGCAGUACUGACUAGUGCUGAGUUACAACAAGGCAUCGGUAUCAUGUUGUUCGGAUUCAUUAUAUUCAACACGUAUUGUUAUAUUGCUUCCUUCAUGUUGACUUUAGGACUCAUGUUGCAAUUCCUUUUCAUCGAAAUCUCACUAAUUCUAUCUAUGGCAAGUAUGUAUGGUAAAAUAUCUCCCGUUCCAGGUGGUGUCUUUAGUAUACUUUUGGCUGCAACGGGUUGGUACAAUGCAGCUACCAUACUGUUCGAAGACAUGUUUGGAAGACAUGUUCUAUUCAACCCUCUUAUGAUUGAAGUCUUUGCAUGGAUCAGAAGAAGAAGGUAAACGAGUUGACCAGCUGGUUUUAGUUGGUGGAUAUUAUGUUUUUCGGAUGGAUAUGAAUUCUGAUAGAUUAUAAUAAAUGUUUUUCUAUUUUG
Molecule: messenger RNA, 906 nt
Organism: Galdieria sulphuraria
Lineage: Eukaryota; Rhodophyta; Bangiophyceae; Galdieriales; Galdieriaceae
Product: putative acetate transporter
Exons: 2
Coding region: 23-814 (263 amino acids)
Cellular component (GO): plasma membrane
Molecular function (GO): acetate transmembrane transporter activity
Source: RefSeq, a predicted model, not a curated record